AUGUCCAUGCCUUCAUUCUUCAUAGCCAUAUUCAUUUUCUUCCUGAUAUUAUCUCCUCCGGUGACUACCACCAAAGGACCAAAGAUCACAGCCAUGGUCGUUGCCGCGUCAAGGCUGCUGGCCGGGUCGAAACCCGAUGAUCAUAUGACGACAUUUAAACCGGCGGGAAGAAAACAUGCGUUCCAUGGCUAUCUCAGCCAAUUUCGGAAAAAGAAAUUCAAAUCGCCGAGUCAACUCAAUUUACAAUCACAGACCAUUAUGACGGAUAAUUCGAGAGAGGUGGUGCUGAGUCAAAUAAGUGACUCGGUCAAGGCAAUAUCCGGAUUGCCCGACUGCAAAACGGUUGCAAAAAAGAUGUAUUGCUAUCUCAGCCAAUUUCGGAAAAAGAAAUUCAAAUCGCCGAGUCAACUCAAUUUACAAUCACAGACCAUUAUGACGGAUAAUUCGAGAGAGGUGGUGCUGAGUCAAAUAAGUGACUCGGUCAAGGCAAUAUCCGGAUUGCCCGACUGCAAAACGGUUGCAAAAAAGAUGUAUUGUAAUCUGGUGAGAAGGGUGAAGCUUUUAAGCCCUCUGUUUGAUGAAUUGAGGGACGGUGAAGAAGAAGAGCUUGGAAGCGACGUCGUUAUGGGGCUUGACUCGCUGAGGAUCGCUCUUGACUCCGCUCUUGAGGUGCUGAAGUCGGUCCAUGAAGGAAGUAAGAUUUUUCAGGCACUGCAAGUGGACAAAUUAACACGCAAGUUUGAUCUUGUCACUGAACAAAUAGAAGAAGCAUUAUGUCAGAUUCCAUAUGAUAAACUUGAUAUACCAGAGGAAGUUCGAGAACAGAUUGGACUUGUGCACACACAAUUCAAAAGAGCAGUAGGUAAAAUGGAGUCUCUUGAUUUGCAACUGGCAAUGGAUUUAGCUGCAGCACAAAUGGAAGAUGACCCCGAUCCAAUAAUUUUCAGAAGGCUUUCUGAGAAACUGCAUCUCAGGACUAUAAAUGAUCUAAAGAAAGAGUCACUUGCCAUCCACGACAUGGUUAUCUCGUGCAGUGGAUUUCCAGCUGGAGUAUCGGAGGAGUACUUAGAGACGAUGUCCUUUCUCCUUCGGAAGAUAAAGGACUGUGUGAUGGCAGAAAAUCCAGUCCCUGAUGCCCAUGAAGUUGACAAGAGUUCAUUGAAGCACAGAUCUCCGGUCAUCCCAGAUGAUUUCCGCUGUCCAAUAUCUCUUGAGUUGAUGAAAGAUCCUGUAAUUGUGUCUACUGGACAGACAUACGAACGUUCCUGCAUUGAGAAAUGGCUGCAUGCAGGUCACAAGACUUGUCCUAAGACUCAGCAGACGCUAUUGCACACAGCCUUAACACCGAAUUAUGUUUUAAAGAGUCUUAUUGCUUUGUGGUGUGAGAGUAAUGGUGUUGAGCUGCCUAAGAAACAAGGAAAUUGUCGCAAUAAAAGAUCGGGAAUUGGUGGUUCAGACUGUGAUCGAGCUGCUAUUGAUGCAUUGUUGCAGAAACUUGCAAAUGGUAAUAUUGAACAGCAAAGAGCUGCUGCGGGCGAGCUUCGUUUGCUUGCAAAAAGAAAUGCCGAUAAUAGAGUAUGUAUUGCUGAAUCGGGAGCUAUUCCACUGCUAGUCGAACUAUUAUCCUCUCCUGAUCCGAGGACUCAGGAGCAUGCUGUUACAGCACUUCUUAACCUCUCUAUAAAUGAGGCCAACAAGGGAACUAUUGUAAAUGCUGGUGCAAUACCUGAUAUAGUGGACGUGCUAAAAAACGGUAGCAUGGAGGCUAGAGAAAAUGCAGCAGCAACCCUUUUUAGCUUAUCGGUUCUAGACGAGAACAAGGUGGCAAUAGGGGCAGCUGGAGCCAUCCCACCUCUGAUUGAUUUGCUCUGUCAUGGGACUCCAAGAGGAAAGAAGGAUGCGGCCACUGCUAUAUUUAACCUUUUAAUCUAUCAAGGAAACAAGGAUCCCGGAGGAGGAAUGGUGGACGAAGCUCUAGCAAUAUUGGCUAUUCUUGCUAGCCAUCAAGAAGGGAAAGUAGCAAUUGGGCAAGCUGAGCCAAUCACUAUUUUGAUUGAGGUGAUUAAGACAGGUUCGCCACGCAACCGGGAAAAUGCUGCAGCGGUAUUAUGGUCACUUUGCACUGGUGAUUCACAAUACUUGAAAGUUGCCAGUGAGCUUGGAGCAGAAGAGGCAUUGAAGGAAUUGUCAGAGAAUGGUACCGAUAGGGCCAAAAGAAAAGCCGGAAAUGUUUUGGAGCUUCUCCAGCGAGCUGAAGACGUUAUUGGAUGA
Molecule: messenger RNA, 2271 nt
Organism: Fraxinus pennsylvanica
Lineage: Eukaryota; Viridiplantae; Streptophyta; Magnoliopsida; Lamiales; Oleaceae
Source: the annotation of a GenBank genome assembly